Messenger RNA from Hansenula anomala, 960 nucleotides. It is a transcript of the gene RAV2, whose product is annotated as Rav2p. The record is from RefSeq and is a predicted model, not a curated record. Bases 1 to 960 code for a protein of 319 amino acids. Gene Ontology annotation, cellular component: RAVE complex. Lineage: Eukaryota; Fungi; Ascomycota; Saccharomycetes; Phaffomycetales; Wickerhamomycetaceae. The transcript has a single exon.
AUGACAACUGAAAUAUAUCCAAGGCUCGAGGAUUCUAAGAUACUGGAACUCGAACAGGAAUCAAAACUCAGAGAGCAAAAAUGGCUCAUUGAACACUUUAUCAAACCAGAGCUCCCCAAAAUCAUUGAGACAUUAGGUGUCUGUUUGGAGAUAAUUACAUCAAAAGAUGAGAUAAAACUGCCUAUAAGUUCGGCAAGAACUGAGCAAGUUAAAGGCAUUGUCACAAGAUGCUCUUCUGAAUUGACUGAUCUGGAUAUCAAGUUACACUUGAAGAGUUUGUCAAAGAAAAUUCACUUGAAGUUGAACGAGAGUAUUGAGUUGACUCAAUUGACAGAGAUGGUUGGUUUGAUAAAUCAAAUAAUGAGUGAAGUACAAAUAUUGAAAGACUGUCCAGCUGAUGAAAUUAAACAAUUUGUGAAACAGUUGAACAGGAUAUUGCAAAAUUUGAUAAAAUGUAACGUGGUGUUGAAUAAGCCUGAUGAACACAUUUUAUUUCCCAAGCACAAAAUCCAAUUAGAUCAAGUAUUCGAACCAAAUGGCCAAAAAUUACAACACUAUCAAGAUCGAUUAACAAUUGAUUUCUUCAUUCUCAAUUCAGAAAUUUCCAUUGAGUUUAAAUCAUUGGAAAAAGUUACAGAAUCACCAUGGAAUCAAAUUGACCCCUCGGGUAAAAGUCAUGUUGAUAAACUACGUGAAGAUUUGAAACACCACAAGAUUAAACUUAAUGAUAUAUUAGACCAGGAUAAAAAGAAAAUCGGACAUGUUUUGGGAUUGAACAGAUUUUCUACAAAUGAUUAUUUAACACGAAGCAUAACAUUCAAUCAUAAUGUUGUCAUUGAAGUUGAAAAACUAUUGAUUCAUUGCCAAGAUCCAAAUUUGAUUAGCAUAGGGGCUAAAUUAACUGGGUUGGAGCAUCUUGUGAGUAAAAUGUAUGGAAACCUGGAUAUGUCAAUGAUGUGA